Oryzias latipes (Japanese medaka) is the source of this 1203-nucleotide messenger RNA. The record is from RefSeq and is a predicted model, not a curated record. Lineage: Eukaryota; Metazoa; Chordata; Actinopteri; Beloniformes; Adrianichthyidae.
AAGCGUUCAACCCUGCAUUUUCUUCUGGAAACGCAGCUCCGUCAUGUUCCUUUAUUCUUCUUCUUGCUAAUAUUUUCCACUAAUGCAACAUUUAGUUGUAUUGUUUUGUUGAGGACAGCCAGCUGGCUACACUUCUGUCCUCUUCCCUUCCUGAGUGUCUUCUGCCAUUGAACCUCUAAACACGGAAACAACAAAUGUGUGGACGACGUUAUUCUGUUCCUGGACUCAAACCUUCGGCCUCAUCGAAUCAGGACUUUCAUGUUUCUAAAUAAACCCAGUUUCGCUCAAUAUUCGCCUCUUGGACAGCAGGCGGCAGCGUCCUCUUCCUUUCCUCAGCACCGACACGGUUUCUUUUUUCUGCUGUUGCUAAGCAACCGGAACCGCGAUGACGGAGCUUCACCAAGCGGCUGCAGCGGGAGAUUUCAAGAAGGUGGAGGAGCUUCUGACGCAGCAGAGAUGCGGACCGAACCUCAGGGACGCGGACUGGGGCAACAAGACGGCUCUUCACUGGGCGGCGCGGGAAGGUAGGCCGGGGUCACUGUCACGCGCCUCCGCAGCAGCGCGCGCCCAGGAGCCCCGACCAAACCAAACGGAGGCUCGGCCACACAGAAACGGUGAGGCUCCUCAUCCAGCACGGGGCCAGGCCGAGCCUGAGGACGCAGGACGGAUGGACCCCCGCCCACUGCGCCGCAGAGUUUGGUCGGCUGUCCGUGCUACGCCUGCUGCACUCCCUCCACGCCCCCAUAGACCAGGAGGACCGCUGUGGGGACAAACCGCUGAGGAUAGCUCAGGUCUACGGACACCAAGACUGUGUGGACUUCCUGAGAACGGCAGAGAUGGAGUGCCAGGCCUACAGAGAGAAGGCAGCUCAGCUGGGAAUCUCACUGGAUGAUACAGAUGAGGAGUGGGCGGGGCACAGCUGAGGAGUGGGCGGGGCACAGCAAUGGCGAAAACAGGUUUUCUAAGAACAGCAACCAGACUUAAGAUAACCCAGCUGUACAGCUUGUUUUACUACAUAUAUUUAGAUUAUUUGGUAAAAACGUGACACAGCAGAAUUCAUCUAUGAAUAAAAUGAUUUAACUUAAGUGUAAUCUUUCUUGUUUGAAAUUAAAUAAAGUCAUAAGAAAACAAAGACAAAUAAACGUCCUGAUUGUGUUCCCGAAAACUGAACUGGAAGAUUAUUUCAAAGCUCAGCAAAGUUAA